This is a messenger RNA of Brassicogethes aeneus, 486 nucleotides long. The record is from the annotation of a GenBank genome assembly. NCBI's taxonomy places the organism in Eukaryota, Metazoa, Arthropoda, Insecta, Coleoptera, Nitidulidae.
AUGCCGAAAAUAAGACAUAAGCCCGUCGCAGAGCUCCCAGUGACGUGGCGAUGGAGCAAGGUCAAACAUCACUGCAAGUUGGGUUCAACUUUUGCGAAUACGUGUGUCACAGUUAUAAAAUCAACAAUAGCAAGGCCUAAUAAAUCUGAUCCUGUGGCAUUAUAUCAUCAAUAUCAAAAUAUAUGGAAAAGGACCAGUAUACCUGGAGUUCAAUCUAGGACAGACUUACGAUGGGCUGUUAGAGAAAAAAUGUUGAGCGGUCCAAAGAACUUGGCCCAUGCUAGAUUUGGUAGGACAGAUAAAUCGAAUGUUGCCCAACAUAUACUUCAUGAUGGUCAUAGAAUAGGAUUUGACAACCUUAAACUUAUUAAGGAAGUUAGGGAACCAAGUCUGCCAGAUAGUUAUGAAAGUUUAUACAUCUAUAAAUCUUUAAAUAGCGAUAACGGACCGGUACCCAACUCUAGUUUGUAUAAAUUAGUUUGUUAG